This is a messenger RNA of Ceraceosorus guamensis, 1297 nucleotides long. RefSeq lists its product as hypothetical. Gene Ontology annotation, molecular function: U1 snRNA binding. Lineage: Eukaryota; Fungi; Basidiomycota; Exobasidiomycetes; Ceraceosorales; Ceraceosoraceae. Gene Ontology annotation, biological process: mRNA splicing, via spliceosome. Gene Ontology annotation, cellular component: U1 snRNP. The coding region runs from base 178 to 1080 and encodes 300 amino acids. The record is from RefSeq and is a predicted model, not a curated record. The transcript has 5 exons.
AUCCGCAUCCUUCUCACUCCACUCACCACUGCCACAUCCAGUCCAGCAGCUGCCGUAGCCCACCCAUCUGUCUCUCGCUCUCGAGCACUCCAUUGUGCGACCUCCAAAUCUCUGCGCUAGCCUGUGCAAGGAAACGCAUACGUGUACACGCAGCGAGCAGCGAGUAGGCGACUCACAAUGUCGAAGAAUGCUCCCAACCCUUCGCUCUUCGUUCGGAAUCUUGACAAUCGGAUAAAGAAACCUGAGCUCAAAAGACAAUUGUACGUCCUCUUCAAUGCGUAUGGGAAAGUUUUAGAUGUCGUAGCGACUCGGGCGGAUGGCAUGAGAGGUCAGGCGUUUGUCGUCUUUCAGGAUCUGGCCAACGCUACCACAGCCCUCAGAGCUCUAGAAGGGCUUGAAUUUUAUGGCAAGAGCUUGUCAAUCGAAUACGCUCGGACCAUCUCGAAAGCUACAUUGGUAGAUCAGCACGGUCCCACAGCUCUGUAUGAUCCCGUCUUGCUUUCCCAAGCCAAGCUGGGCUCCAACGGGGUGCUGAGCACAGCGAGUGGCUCCAAUAGCGUGCCCGGGCCGGGCAAGGUGACGAUCAGUUCUGCUCAGGCGGAAUCCAAAAAGAGCGGCAAGAGAGAUAGGGAGGCAGAAGGAAAUGUGGGCGAAGGAGAUGAGGCGGAUAACAAGAGAAAGAAGGUGCAGGGGGAAGAGGGUGACAGCGAUGAGGGAGAGGCUAUGCAAAUGGACUCGGACUCGGACUCGGAUGCCGAGUCGCAAGGAGAGCGCAGAAGAAAUGGCAAAGCGCUGGGAGCGCCGUUGGCAGCGCCAGGAAAGGUGCCCAACGAGGUUCUCUUUUGCGGAGAUGUACCCGAAAAGGUUACGCAAGAAGCUCUGGGAGUCUUGUUCAGCCAGCAAAAAGGCUACGUCUCGCUACAGCAUUUCCCAGCCGAGGCAUCGCGCAAGCCGCCGACGGCGUAUGCGCUCGUAGCAUUUUCUGGGACGCAAGAGGCGACAUUGGCGCUGGAAAAGAUGAGGAAUUUCAAGCUUGCUAGUGGAGAAGAGUUGAGCAUUGGAUUCGCCAAGAGGCGGUGAGGACGGCACGGCACGCAGUGAUCCCUUGCAGACUGCACGAAAAGCGCGGGGCAAGGUGAUUAUGACGCAUUUGCCGCGCUGAGCAAACACGGAAGGUGGAGUGGAGUGGGCUUCAUAUCAUGGUUCGUUGAAUCCCUGAGAUGUGCUCACGUUGUACGUACACCACGUCAUGCAAGUCAGCGUGCUCGAAUACAAUCCUUGCUUUAUCCCCUAUCAA